UUCUCAACCAGUGGCGAGAGAACUGAAGUUGAGACAGGCAGUCUGGAGUAAGUCUGACCCACGAUGGAUUCAAUACAUCGUUGUUUCGUGUUAAUACUCCUGUUCUUUGGGACUACGAUUCAUGAAAAUGAUGCUCUGGAGUGUUACUGCCAGCGGUGCCAGAGCGCCAACUCGUCAUGCUCCACGACCGGCCUGUGCUUUGUGGCGGUCAUGAAGUCUGGCAGCCAGAUCACCACAGAUGGGCACAUGUGCGUGCACGACAGCGAGCUGAUACCCCGCGACCGCCCGUUCAUCUGUGCCCCCUCCGUCAAGGACGACAACGGCAUCUUCCCCAUGUGUUGCGCUACCGACUGGUGCAACAAGAACCCUGACCUCCGUGACAUCCCAGUGACGACAGUUAAGCCGGUGCCCCUGGGACCCGUGGCGCUGGCGGCGGUGAUCGCUGGACCCGUGUGCGUGCUGUGCUUCGUCCUGGUGCUGGUCUUUUACAUCUGCCACAGCCGAGCAGGGGUGCACCACCGCGUCCCCAAUGAAGAAGACCCCUCGCUGGACCACCCCUUCCUGACCGUUGGGACAACCCUCAAAGACCUCAUCUACGACAUGACCACCUCUGGCUCCGGCUCUGGUCUGCCCCUGCUGGUGCAGAGGACCAUCGCUCGAACCAUCAUCCUCCAGGAGAGCAUCGGGAAGGGCCGCUUUGGUGAGGUGUGGCGGGGGAAAUGGCGCGGAGAGGAGGUGGCGGUCAAGAUCUUCUCCUCCCGCGAGGAGCGCUCGUGGUUCCGUGAGGCAGAGAUCUACCAGACUGUCAUGCUGCGGCAUGAGAACAUCCUGGGCUUCAUCGCCGCUGACAACAAAGAUAACGGGACAUGGACUCAGCUGUGGCUGGUGUCAGACUACCACGAGCACGGCUCUCUGUUUGACUACCUGAACCGGUACACCGUCACCGUGGAGGGCAUGAUCAAGCUGUCCCUGUCCACAGCCAGCGGCCUGGCACACCUGCACAUGGAGAUCGUUGGCACACAAGGGAAGCCGGCCAUCGCCCACAGGGACCUGAAAUCCAAGAACAUCCUGGUGAAGAAGAACGGGACAUGCUGCAUAGCCGACCUGGGACUGGCCGUGCGCCACGACUCGGCCACAGACACCAUCGACAUCGCCCCUAACCACCGAGUGGGGACCAAAAGAUACAUGGCACCAGAGGUGCUUGACGACUCGAUAAACAUGAAGCAUUUUGAGUCAUUUAAGAGAGCAGAUAUCUACGCCAUGGGUUUGGUGUUCUGGGAAAUAUCCAGUAGGUGCUCCCUGGCAGGCAUUGUUGAAGACUACCAGUUACCGUACCAUGAUCUGGUGCAGUCAGACCCAGCUGUGGAGGAGAUGAGGAGGGUGGUGUGUGACCAGAAACUAAGGCCCAACAUACCAAACCGGUGGCAGAGCUGUGAGGCUCUGCGGGUGAUGGCCAAGAUAAUGAGGGAGUGCUGGUACGCCAAUGGAGCCGCCCGUCUCACAGCGCUACGAAUCAAGAAGACCCUGUCCCAACUCAGCCAAUCAGAGGGAAUCAAGAUGUAGCCCCCCCACCUCAAUCUUCUCUCAUUCAUAAUAUUAUUAUUUCAUUAUUACCACCAUUAGUUCUCCCUCCACGCCGGCCCUCCUCUUGGUUGAAGAGGGGAGGCGACAUGGCAGGGUAGAGUCUGAUAAGCCCUUCCUAAACGCUGACAUCCCGUUCAUUGUUGUCCUGCCGACUGUGGAUCUAUUUUUUUGUCUCACGGACGAUGGAUCUGAUUGGGGGAGGGGUCGUAGUUUAAGGGUUAGGGGGAGUGAGGUGUCUGGGCCGGGUGAUGAUUCCGCCUCCAACCUGCCUCUACCACCACAAACCCAUGCCCGUGUAAUCCUCACCCCGUGCCCUGGCGCUCGGUGGGAUCACCGCCUUCUGUGUUUGUUGAGAAACCUGUCGGGGCGAUUACAGACAGUCGUAGUCCUGCCCUGCAGCGGCUUCAGCGGAAACAUCGUCGUAUUCAAAGGAGAUGCCAUCCAGAAAUCCACUCAUCUGAAAACAGGUUUCAUGACUGCUGUUCUUAAUAUUCAGAUGAAGAUUCCAUUCAGACCACGUGUCACUUGGUGUGAUGGCUUUGACCCAACGAGAACUGGCCUUGAAAAGAAACGGGACAACCUGUAGUUUAUUUUUGACCAUCCGGUACUUAAAACAAACUUUUUGAUUUUAUUAGCUCUGGGUUUUACCAUGGAGAGAUGCUGGUGUUCCCUGUACUCAUCUCUCCACAACCUUGUUUGUGUCUCUCUCUCUCUCUCUUCUACUGGGGGCUCCAGGUCAGUUUAACUUAUUUGUUUAGAAUUGGUUUUGUUUAUACACAAACUGGACAUGACCUCAUUUAGUCUUGGCGAACAUGCUAUGACAUAUGCAAUAUAGAUCAAAUAUACUCUGCUCUGCUACAACAACACCAACAACAGCUUGAUAGUCGCCACCAUGCCUUCCAAGCCAGGACAUAACCGGAAAGUGCCACUGCUUUAAACCACCUCCUCUUCCCCUGUCACGUACAUUAUUGUCUGCCCGUCUGUCUGUGUCUGUGCCCGUCUGUCUGUGCCUGUCUGUGCAAACUUGUGUUUGUGUUGAUCAAACAGGAAUCUGUCUGUCUCGCUGUCUGUCGUUCUUCAUGGAAGCCCUUCCAGAGCUGCAGGUAGGGCUCCUCUUCCUAUGCACAUCUAAAGACACGUGACCUCGCCAAGCAGAGGGAGUCACAACAUCCGUUAAAUGGUGCCAUCUACCUAUUUCCGCUCUACCCUCCAAUCAAAUCAUCAAAUAGGGAUAUCUCUCGCCUCUCUGUCUUUUUUCUAUCUCUUUCCACUCUUUACCAGAGAGAUCUCAUUCCUCUGAAAGCUAACAAUCAGUCUAAGCUAAGUAUCAGUCUAAUUGUGGGGUUAGUGCCCACAGAACUACACUAAGGUCAUCUUUAAAGGGGAUUUAAGGAAAUAGAGAAAAAACACAUUACUUAUUACCCUGUAAAAAUGCAUGGGUUUUUGGGGGGGAGGGGUCAAAGCCUGUGACAACACAUUCAUUAUUUUUAAUGUCUCUAAAAAAAACAAGGUGAGGUAGAUUUAUUUAAAUAUAGCAAACGGAUAUUUAAUAAGCCAUAGGUUUUCCAACAUUUUUUGUGGCUACUUUUUCUACUACUAGAAGAAUGUACCUUUACAAAGAAAAAAAAAAGAAUCUGUAACUUUGUGAACUGCUUGAUAUUUCAGCUUAGCAAGCCUUAUGGGACCAAUGGAGAGUCAUUGUUGCUCUUGUUUUGUAAAAAGUAAUAUCAUAAAUAAUGACACUUAUAAACUAUUGUCAUAAUUCAUUAUGAAGUCGAAAAGUAAAUGUAGCAGGAGACGUAACUAUUUGUUUUUGUUUGUAAUCAUAAGGUAUCCUAUUACUACACACCUAAACUUGCAAGCAGCAUUUUUACAUAAAUUUGGAUUGUGCUCGUCUAAAUGUCCUUGCAGUUUCUUGCUCUAUUUCAGCAUACUAAGCAAAAUCACAUAUUGCAGCAUGCUUUUUAAAACAAGAUAAAAAAAAAAAGCAAUUCACUAACAAAAGACAGAAUCCAAAAUAUAUGAUUGUUUUGCAAUAAGUGCACUUCUGACCUAACUGCACAUUUACCUGGGUGGCAGCAUGGUUGUUUGUUUUCGUUAGAUUUUUCCUUUGGAUUUGUCUUGAGCAGUCUGAUUUCUGGGUACAUUUUAUUUAUCUGUUUGCCACAGUGCUGCUACAAAAUGUCUGUCUCUGUUCUGAAAUCAAGAGGCCAGUGACACUCAGUGGACAAGAGCCCUGAUUGGAUGUACAGAACAUAUCCCUUAUGCCAUGUAUUUGAUCUGUGCCAUGAGGCCCUUAGUGGUCUGCUACACAUGAUUACUCAUCACUGGUGUUCCCCAAGGAUGUGUGCUGGGAACUUUGCAUCUUUCUGUUUUAUGCAUCAGGUCAUCUAGAAUGCAGGUGUCCUUUAGAGGAAUACUUAUGUAGCCCUUUUCAACGUUCAUUUCUCAUUAUUGGGUAGGUGUAGUUCAGGACAGGGGGAGUGCUGUUACACUGUGUUGAACAGUAUGCAAACCAGCCCCUCCCAUAUUGAUCCAUUGGCUGAUUGAAUGCUGUGCCCAUAGAAAUGCAACAAGGUCUCAUCUGUAGCUGUGCCACUAGGGUGCUUGUGCCAGCAUGAGCAGCCUCAUUGAAGACACUGUAUCUCCCAUUUAAUGUAGUACAUUUUCUUCAGGAUAAGGCUCAUCAGCUGGAGCUGGAUAUACCACCCAGUUGACUGAUCUAAAGUAAUGGAAGCCCUCUGCCAAUAUUCAUGCAAGAACAGGUAUGUGACAGAUCUCCAUAUCUCUAGCUGUGCCAUAAAGGGGUAUGAAUGAUUUUCGCUACGUUGUAAAAUGUUACUCAGUGUUUCUUCUGUAUCAGGUUGAAGGCUCCGUCUUGCAUAGUUGAUCUGCAGGGGUAGUUUUUUUGGGGGAGAAGUGAAAACGAUCCUAAAUAUUUAGCUGUUACACAUGUUUAACAGGAAAGGUAAUACUUAUUAUUUAAAGCUGAAAUAAGAAAUGCGUUCAUGCUGAACCAUGCUUUGUUUCACACGCACUCAUGCCAUAUUUGGCCUGCGUGGGUGGUGUUGCGCCACGGUCAACUCCAUUGUCUGGGACAUAACACUUAGCAACGGUUCAGCUGAUGUCUAAACUAUGCCUCUGUCGCCAACACUGGGCUUACGUUCAUUCUGUGUCCGACAACAUUUUCGUCUUGAUCACCAGCAGCCUUUCUUUUUGUUUCCAAAAGGUGACUACUACUUACAGUAACUGUAUAAAAAAUAAAAAUAACACAAAACAUCAUACAUCCAGGUAUUUCUCUGUCUCAGCGACAUGCAGGAAAUGUUUGUUUUUUCUGGCCGCAGGGACCGCAUCAAACCAGCCACGGGUUAAUAGACGGGACAGAAAGUAUUUCGCUAUAAUGGGGCGACAGUGGAUUUGUGAGAAGGGGGGUUUUGAGUGAAAAUUGUGUGUUGUAGGUCUCCUGUAGAGCACAGGGGUCUCAACAUGCUACCAGUGUCCUUUUCAUUGUCUGUGCCUCUAUCUGCUCAUCCCGUUCCACCCAGGUACUCUAGCCACAAAGUCCCAGGCUAAAAACGUGGAAAGGGCUAUGCAGACUUUAUUGUUCCGUACAAACCAAAAUUCAACUUCUACGUCGGUUAGAAUUAGGUCUAGUUUCAGUGCCAAAUUGAAGGGGUCAGUUAAGGUUAGGGUGAGGUCAAAGGGUAGAUUUAGAUGUUGGCCAGUCUGUUUUUCCUGUUGGAAUCGUCUGUAUAGUCCUUCCCAGCCGACAUCUAUGUUUUAUUCCAGUUCCAAGGAUGGUGAUGGUGUCAGAGAAAGAGGGUGGGUUGUUAGCUGGACAAGCCCUUCUGUGACCUAAACCCAACUACAGUAUGAUCUGGGGAUUAUAUGCCGGCAGGGAAAUGGGUCGGUACAUGUCACAGGAAAGGCAGUCUAUUCAAUGAGAAACAAACCUUUGUUGCACAAAGGAAGGAACAACCUAAAUUGACCAGUGUCAGAUUUGGCUAUUUGGAUGAUAUGCUAACAAUACCAGCUAUGUCAAUUUUAUGAAACUUUUUCAGCACCAAAAUAAAUCAGAUGUGAUUGUAUAAACCUCAGCCCACCACACUCCCAUCAUCCUCCAGAUGGACCAUAACACCCGUUGCAUAAUCUUUGCAUACACAAAAUGCGUAAUUUAUGCACGUAAAACCGGCACCACAUGGGUGUUUCUUCAAGUUAUGCAAGUUCUUGAUCAAUGUGGUUGCCAUUUUCCACCCCUGUCAUGUUUGAUCAUACUUUUAAAUGAUCUUUCUGUCUAUGCUAAUGUCCAGACACUGUGAAGAACAUCUAAACACCUUGUUUUGGGGGGGACAGUGGCCGGAUGUGUCACAAAGAGUUGGCAUUAUAAAUAUAAGCAUAUUUGAAGAGUGACGUUUAAUGUCAAAAUGAAUAAAAGCAAUGGUUUGGGUCACAAAAGGGUCCUGUUUGCUCAAAAACAGAAAUCCAGGCAAGGGGCUUUCUUUUGGUUCUAUGGUUACUGUUCUAAGGUCCUUAUGUAAAAGGUAGAAGAAAGCUUUAUUGUGUUUUAUUUCGUGCCUACUUUGGACUAGACUCUCCUUGUUUAGUUUCUCUUUUUUUCCCACCAAUGACAAGCUGCAUGUGAUUGUGUUCUAAUGUCUGCAACACUUGCUUUAUAAAUGAACUAUUAAAAGCUGAAAGAAAUGCUAAAAUUGUGUAAUUAACAGGAUAUAAAAAGUUAAUGAAAAUCUAAAAAACAUACCUCCUCUGAAGACCAAUGUGUUUUUACCUCAAUGUAUAUAUUUGAUUUGUUUAUUCAAGUUAGCUUUUUUCUUUUUUUUUCUUUUUUGGUUUCUAUGAAAAGCUAAAUUGAAGAAUACACAUUAUUUGUCAAUGGUACAUUUUUGUCAAUGGCAUUGUAUUCUGUUUGUGAUGUGCCCAAGCAGUAUAUUCCACUUUUUACCAUAAUCUGUAUUUUACUUAUUUAGUUUUGUCUUGAAAUGUAAAUGCUUUACCAAUGUCAAAACCUUAAUGUUUUCCAAGCCCUCUGAGCUGUGUUGAAAAAAAAGCCUUUUUUUUAAGUGGUCAAAAAGGAGGAAGCUGCAAAGCGAGACUUGGAGACACUCAACCAAUACAGAAUUGCCUGUGCCCCUGAUUUCUGAAGCAUACGGAUUUACUUUUUCUACAGUGUGUACAGAAGGAUGAAAGAUCAUAGGAAAGUAGUGGCUUGAAGCUCAUGUUAAGUUCUAACAUAGUUGGAAUAGAAAGUGGUGUGAAUAAAAAAAACUUUCUUUAA
Molecule: messenger RNA, 6877 nt
Organism: Esox lucius (northern pike)
Lineage: Eukaryota; Metazoa; Chordata; Actinopteri; Esociformes; Esocidae
Gene: tgfbr1b
Product: transforming growth factor, beta receptor 1 b
Exons: 9
Coding region: 64-1563 (499 amino acids)
Biological process (GO): protein phosphorylation; cellular response to growth factor stimulus; heart development
Cellular component (GO): plasma membrane; activin receptor complex
Molecular function (GO): transforming growth factor beta receptor activity, type I; ATP binding; activin receptor activity, type I
Source: RefSeq, a predicted model, not a curated record